UUCCACGUGAUUCAGAAACUAUCCGAUGCGAGUCUUCAUUUGCGAGUUUUUUUGUCUGUAAGCAGACCGAAGUACGAGAGCUUUAGGGUGACCGAAACGUGGAAACAUUUGGAGUUUCAGCGCUUCUCCAAAUAAUAAAACGAGUAAACAUAGUGCUUACACAAUGGUACAAAUCAACCUCCCCCAAACGCCAAAUGUACUAUGGGUACAAAAUCAGUGUAUAACGAAAUGCCAUUUAACAACCUUUAUUAGUCGAGUAUUAGAGUAUAUCUAGGGCAUACCUAUAUAUACACACAUACAGUGCCCUCUAAAAGUAUUGGAACAGCGAGGCCAAUUCCUUUGUUUUUGCAAUAAACUGAAUGCAUUUGGGGUUGAGAUAAAAAAAUGAACAUGAGAUAAGAGUUCCGAAUUCCAGCUUCUAUUUCCUGGCAUUUACACCCAAAUGUGUUAAACUACUCAGAACAUAGCUCCUUUGGCAAAAUAACCCGAUAUUUAGGUGAGCAACACUUAAUAUUUGGUAGCAUAUCCCUUGCUUGCAAUAACUGCAUCCAACCUGAGACCCGUUGACAUCACCAAACUGUUCCAUUCUUCUGUUGUGAUGCCUUUUCCAGGCUUUUACUACAGCCUCUUUCAGCCUCUUUCAGCCUCUUUCAGCCUCUUUCAGUUGUUCAGGGUUUUUUUCCCUUCAGUCUCCUCUCCAGGAGGUGAAUGCCCAAUUGGGUUAAGGUCUGGUGAUGGACUUGGCACGUCUAAAACCUUCCACUUUUUCUCCCUACUUUUGUCCAUUGUUGUGUUGGCAGUGUGUUUUGGGCCAUUGUCUUGCUGCAUGAUGAAGCUCCUCCCAAUUAAUUUGGGGGCAUUUCUCUAUAAAUUGGCAGACUGAAUGUUUUUGUAGACUUCUGAAUUCAUCCUGUUGCUACCAUCGUGAGUUAUAUCAAUAAAGAUUAGUGAGCCCACUCCAGAAGCAGCAAUGCAAGCCCAAGCCAUGACACUUCCUCCACCGUGCUUCACAGAUGAGCUUGUAUGUUUUGGAUCAUGAGCAGAUCCCUUCUUUCUCUACACUUUGGCCUUUUGAUCACUUUGGCAGAGGUUAACCUUGCUCUCAUCAGUCUAUAAAACUUUGAUGUGGCUCAUCUCUGUACGUCUGUGCGUUGCGUUUCCGUGUCUUAGUGAGAGGGCGACGACCACAGUGCACACCAUAGUCACCCUCUCAAUUUGUUCAUUCGUUGUUAUUCAUUUCACCUGUGUUUUCACUUUCUGAUUCCAUCUUGCUAUCUGUCUUUUAUAAACCCAUCUGUUUGUUCAAUAAAAGAAAACUCCACACCCUCCAGUGUUAUUUUCUGUUAGCAGAUCAACCUGUUAUUUUAAACUUCCUUAUUCCGCCUAUCCCGUCUGUAUAGUUUUGAUCCACUGUGUAUCGACCUGUUUCUGUUUUUCGACUUCAUUUUGUGGUUUCCGAUUCUGUCUGAUUUGCCUGUUUGUUUUUGACCCUUCGCCUGUGACCAUGACUACGUGUUGGAUUAUCCAUAUUGUACCCGUUUGCUGACGGUGUGACGGCUCCCCAGUCAUGUGAUCUCAACAACGGAGGGAAUAUCUCCUGAUGACUCAGAUGCUCCUAACCCAGUCACUGUGUGCAGAUAAACAGCCUUUAAAAAGCGCUGUAUGAAGUGGUCUCUGUCCGUAGCGAUGCUGGAUGAAUACAGGUGGUGAGAAUAAGAUGUCUGGAUGGCGCUGUGUCGCGCGGCGGCCCCCGCGGCCCCCCCGCGCGGUGCUGCAGGGGCUGGGGCUCUGCCUCCUGACGUUUGCCGUUGUCAUGCCGACGCUGUGCCACCGGCUGCUGCACUCGUACUACUUCCUGCGCUCGCUGUACCUGGACCGGCUGAGCGACCGCGCCCUGGCCGAGAGCCACGCGCGCGGGCAGGAGGCGCUGAGCUUCUGGAGCGCCCCCAACGCUCACGCUCCGCCCCCGGCCAAUCACAGCGCCCGGCCGCACCUGCUGGUCACCGUGGUGACAGCCCGGCGCACGGAGGGCGGGGAGUAUCACUACCUGCUGCAGGUGAUGCAGCGGCUGUCCACACUGCUGCAGGCCUGCCAGGGACCCGCCUGCCCACAAGUGCUGGUGUGCGACGUGGAAAGCGGUCCCCAGGGAAACGAGGACGUGCUCCUGCUGGAGAGGAGGUUCCGGGUGGCGCGGCGCGGGCGGGGCGGGGCGGAGGUGAACGUGUUCGAGAAGGAGAAGCGGGACUACGUGUUCUGCCUGCAGAGGGGCUGGGCCCUGUACGAGCCGCAGAACGUGGUGCUGCUGGAGGACGACGCCCUGCCCAGGCCCGACUUCUUCCCCGUGCUGGAGGACCUGCUGUCGCGGGCCUUCGCCUCGCGGACGCUGUACGUGAAGCUGUACCACCCGGAGCGGCUGCAGCGCUACUGGAACCCGGAGCCCUACCGCCUGCUGGAGUGGCUGGGUCUGGGGCUGGUGGGGGGCACUGUGCUGCUGCCCCUGAGUCCCCGGGGCCCCCCCGGGCUGCGUCUGGCCCUGCUGGUGCCGUACGUCAUGGCCGUGGCGGAGCUCCUGGGGAGGCACUACCUGCUGGAGCUCCGCCGCCUGUCCCCCCAGCUCUACGCCGUCGCCCCGGCAACCGAGUGCUGCACCCCCGCCAUGCUGUUUCCUGGCAACGCCUCCCUGCGAGCCGCGCGGUACCUGGAGGCGGAGCUCUGUGUUCGGGGGCGGGCCAAGGACACGGUUCUGUACCACAUCGCCCGCUCAGCCCCGGGGGAGAGAGCACACAGCCUGGAGCCCAACCUCAUCACACACAUCGGAGCUUUCUCCUCCGUCAGGGCCAACCCCACACACCCCCGUCUGCUCUGAACCCCCCCGUCUGCUCUGAACCCCCCCACACACCCCCCCGUCUGCU
Messenger RNA from Conger conger (European conger), 2912 nucleotides. It is a transcript of the gene pgap4, whose product is annotated as post-GPI attachment to proteins GalNAc transferase 4. Gene Ontology annotation, cellular component: Golgi membrane. The record is from RefSeq and is a predicted model, not a curated record. Bases 1694 to 2866 code for a protein of 390 amino acids. Gene Ontology annotation, biological process: GPI anchor biosynthetic process. NCBI's taxonomy places the organism in Eukaryota, Metazoa, Chordata, Actinopteri, Anguilliformes, Congridae. Gene Ontology annotation, molecular function: glycosyltransferase activity. The transcript is spliced from 2 exons.